CUCAACAUUUUCGCCCCAUUUCACCAUUUGCAUAAAAAAAUAAUAAUCUUAAAGUACUCGGGUUCAUAGGGUAUAGUUAUACAACCACCCUUGCCGAAUCCUGAACUUCAUAAACCUCUCAGCUUCGCUCACUCAUACGGAAUUCUUAGACUCGAACUGAUCUUCAAAGCUUGUUCCAGGUUCGCAUACUUUCAUGCGAUUGUUCAUUCGUUCAUGUUUGAUUCAAAUUAGGCCGCCGCUCUUGCCCUGGCUCAGGGACGGGCCUGGCCACAGGGCAAAUGGGUUUGCACUAUUUAGGGCAUUUUCUGGGUUUGUCAACAAUCGUCGAAAACCCGACCCAGAUGACCCUUUAAGCCUAAUGAAGGAAGAUGGGAUUGCAGUUUGCUCACAUAUGUGGAUUGAGAAUUUCAGGGAGCCUAAUAAGAGUGCCACUAAUUUGACAACUUAUCUUAGGAAGUUUGAGUUGUGGGUAUUGGCAUAUCAGAAGGUAUAUGCUGAUGAAACAGGUUCGUAUUUGCCUCGUCAUUCUAUACAAAGAUCGGCGUUGGAAGAUCUUUUAGCUCUUAGAAAUGCUGUUCUUGAUGAUAGGUUUAAAUGGGGUGCUAGGUUGAACUUUUAUAUUAAGUCGCCUAGGGAUAAGACUGAAUAUGAUUCUUUAUCGAAAAGGAAGAUUAAGACUAUAUUAACCACUACACAGCCUACUCCGUAUCAAGAUAGAAUUGUUCAGGAGGUUUUAUUCAUGAUAGUGGAACCCAUUUAUGAGUCGCGGUUUUCUCAGAAGUCGUAUGCGUUCAGACCUGGUAGGACUGCUCAUACAGUUUUGAGGGUUAUUAGGAGGUCUUUUGCUGGGUAUCUGUGGUAUAUGAAAGGAGAUUUGAGUACCAUUCUUGAUGGAAUGAAGGUAGGAUUAGUUAUCAAUGCUUUGAUGAGGGGUGUGAGGGAUAAGAAGGUGAUUGAUUUGAUAAGAUCAGCACUAGUGAUGCCAGUGAUUGAGACGAAGUUUGAUGACGGUGAUAAAAAGAAGAAGAAAAAAAGAAAGUAUCAGAAGAAGAAGGUUUUGGCGGAUGAUGAACCCAAACCUGAUCCAUAUUGGUUGGAUUCCUUUUUUGGUUUUGCUCCAGAAGAAGCAGAGAAGGUUCCUUCUUGGGGUCAUUGUGGGAUUUUGAGUCCGCUACUGGCAAACAUAUGCCUAGAUGAAUUGGAUCAUUGGAUGGAGGGUAAAAUUAAGGAUUUCUAUUGUCCUUCAAAAAGUGAUGUCAUAUGGAAUACUCCAGAAGGCGAAGCAGAGCAGGGAAAUACUUCAUGGCCUGAGUUUGUCCCCACUAGCGGGCCAGAUAAAACACGUAAAAUGGACUAUAUCAGAUAUGGAGGUCACAUCUUGGUAGGUAUUCGAGGACCUAGAGCUGAUGCAGCAAUAUUGAGGAAACAGUUAAUUGAGUUCUGUGAUCAGAAAUAUCUCCUCAAGCUUGACAAUGAAAGCCUGCCUAUAGAGCAUAUAACCAAGGGAAUCAUGUUUCUUGACCAUGUAUUAUGCCGAAGGGUUGUUUAUCCCACACUCCGCUACACAGCUACCGGUGGAAAAAUUAUCAGUGAGAAGGGUGUCGGAACCCUUUUAUCAGUAACAGCAAGUCUGAAGCAAUGUAUCAAGCAAUUUAGGAAAUUGAACUUUUUGAAGGGGGAUCGAGAACCUGACCCGCAGCCUUGUUUUAGAAUGUUUCAUGCCACUCAAGCUCACACAAAUUCACAGAUGAACAAGCUGCUCUGCACUAUGGUUGAGUGGUAUAGAUAUGCUGAUAAUAGGAAGAAAAUAGUUAACUUUUGUUCUUAUAUUAUCAGAGGGUCGCUUGCGAAGCUGUAUGCUGCAAAGUAUAAGCUUCGCUCACGUGCAAAGGUCUACAAGAUUAGUGAUAGGACCCUUAGUCGUCCUCUGAAGGAGAAAAAGGGGAUUUCACCUGAGUAUCAGAACAUGCUCAGGAUGGGUCUUGCAGAGUCUAUUGAAGGGCUGAAGUAUACAAGGAUGUCUCUUGUGCCUGAGACCGAUUACACAGCUUUUCCGGGUAACUGGAGGCCUGACCAUGAGAAGGCAUUGCUUGAGUACUUGAGCCUUGACGAUCCCAAGACCUUGGAAGAUCAGAGGAGCUCUAUCAAAGAACAUGGUCUAAUUUCACCGCAAGAUUACAUUUCUAUGCUCGUUUGGAACUACAAAAGAAAUGCUAUUGUAUCGGAUCAGCUCUCCUCGAUGAAUAGUGGUGACAAGAACAUUGAAAGUAGUGAUCAGUUUCAGUUGGAGCCAACUAAUGAGGAAUGUGCUGGACGAAGUGAAGAUGAGGAAGAAUGUAAAGAGAAAAUUAAUAUGGCACACCUGUGAAGUACCUUGGCCUCCGAGCUUGUCAAAAUAUCACAUGUAAAGGAAGAAGUUAUGCUUAAGAGGAACAUAUAUGUGAGUUUUGCUCCUGAGGAAAUCUAACAGGACUGUGUUGAAAGACGUGAAGUGGAGGAGGAAACGAAAGAGAUAAUUAAUCUGGCACACAUGUGAGGUACCUUGGCCUCUAAGCUUUUCAAAACAUAGUGUGUAAAGGAAGAAGUUUGCUUGAUAGACAUGAACAUGUGAGUUAUGCACCUGCGAUAAUAUAACAGCACAUUUAUUAUUAUUCAUGUGAUAGCUUGUAACCUUUUAUGCCUAAUUAAGGCUGUUUUGAAAUAUAAUUACUAUGAUAGUGUCUAUUUCCCUGCUA
Beta vulgaris subsp. vulgaris (sugar beet) is the source of this 2735-nucleotide messenger RNA. Its product is annotated as nuclear intron maturase 2, mitochondrial. Gene Ontology annotation, biological process: mRNA processing. Bases 194 to 2368 code for a protein of 724 amino acids. The record is from RefSeq and is a predicted model, not a curated record. Lineage: Eukaryota; Viridiplantae; Streptophyta; Magnoliopsida; Caryophyllales; Amaranthaceae. The transcript has 2 exons.